This is a messenger RNA of Cavenderia fasciculata, 1137 nucleotides long. RefSeq lists its product as uncharacterized. Gene Ontology annotation, molecular function: manganese ion transmembrane transporter activity; iron ion transmembrane transporter activity. Gene Ontology annotation, biological process: intracellular manganese ion homeostasis. Bases 1 to 1137 code for a protein of 378 amino acids. The transcript has 3 exons. Gene Ontology annotation, cellular component: membrane. The record is from RefSeq and is a predicted model, not a curated record. NCBI's taxonomy places the organism in Eukaryota, Evosea, Eumycetozoa, Acytosteliales, Cavenderiaceae.
AUGGCUGUAUCUUUGGGUACAACAAUUUCACUUGCGAUGAGUUUAGUACAAGUACAAGUACUAAUAAAUAAUAAUAAUAAUAAUAAUACAAUGUCUCAUUCAAUUAAUAAUACAUAUGAAGAUAUAAAUCAACGACAAGAGGAAGAGGAGGAAGAGGAAGAGGAAGUAGAUAGCAAUGUCAUGGGAGUAAUCAUAGCAACACCAGAAUCUAGUCAUGGAGGUACCUCACCUCUUAUUCCACAAAAUGAAAGAGAUGGUUCAGAUGCAGAGUAUGAAGCUGCCAAUAAUGAUAAUGAUAACAAUGACGAUGACAAUAAUACAAAUAAGAGAAAGAAUAAUAAUAUUAGACAAGGUUUCAAAGAUGGUCUAUCUAAAGUAAAAUCUAUAAAUAGAGAUGAUUUAAAGUUAGAUACAUCAAAAUAUUUAAAGAGUAUAAUUUAUGGAGGUAUGGAUGGAUUAGUUAGUAUAUUUGUAUCUGUGGCAGUUGUAGCAAGUGGAGAUGCACCAAUAUCAGUUUUACUAGUGAUUGCAGUGGCCAAGUUGAUAGCAGGUGCCAUUUCAAUGGGAAUGGGUGAUUAUUUGGGUACACAAGCAGACGUUGAUUUUGCCAAAGGAGAACGUCAAAGAGAGACAUGGGAGGUGGAAUACUACAUAGAGGGAGAAAAGAAAGAGAUGGUAGAGAUUUACUGUGAAAAGGGUAUUCCAGAGGAGAUCGCCACCGAAGUGGUCAAUAUUCUUGCCACUAACACAAAGGGAUUCGUCGAUGUUAUGAUGGUCGAAGAAUUGGGUAUCACACCAGACGCUGAAGGCGAAGUCGCAUGGAAGAAUGGUAUGGUCAAUUUUGUAUCUUUUCUCAUCUUUGGUAUUAUCCCCCUACUCCCCUAUCUCGUCUAUUUGGCAGUAGCCUCUGUUCGUCAUAGUGGAUAUCGUGACAAUCUACCAACCUUUAUCAGUGUCAUUGGUGUUGCCAUUGUCACACUCUUUGGAAUGGGUAUCUUUAAGGCCAAGAGUACACAAACCAGUCUCUGGAAAAACGGUCUCUCCACCGUAUUCUUUGGUUGCAUUGGUGCUGGUGCUGGUAUUGCCACCGUUGAAAUUAUUAAAGCUAUUAAUCCUGAUAUUGAUAUCAAUGGUUAA